Molecule: messenger RNA, 1974 nt
Organism: Trichosurus vulpecula (common brushtail)
Lineage: Eukaryota; Metazoa; Chordata; Mammalia; Diprotodontia; Phalangeridae
Gene: ABCG5
Product: ATP binding cassette subfamily G member 5
Exons: 13
Coding region: 1-1974 (657 amino acids)
Biological process (GO): cholesterol homeostasis
Cellular component (GO): plasma membrane
Molecular function (GO): ATP hydrolysis activity; ABC-type transporter activity; ATP binding
Source: RefSeq, a predicted model, not a curated record
AUGAAGCACCAACUUUUGACAGCCAUAAGGGGCACAAGGAAUGAGACUUGGGGAAACAGCCAGGACCCUCCAGAGGAAGCUACUUCAGCAUCCACACUACCCUGCCAUAGGCUAAGCAUUCACCAGAUUUCCUACACUAUCAGAGAGCGUGUUGGCCCUUGGUGGGACAUUGGUUCAUACUGGAACAAAUGGACCAGAGAGAUCCUCAAAGACAUCUCCUUGUAUGUUGAGAGUGGGCAGAUCCUGGCGAUUUUAGGAAGCUCUGGUUCUGGAAAGACUACUUUGCUAGAUGCCAUAUCUGGCAGAUUAAGACACAAAGGUAUCUUCCUUGGAGAGGUGUGUGUGAAUGGGCAGCAGCUGAAAAGAGAGGAAUUUCAAGAUUGUUUCUCCUAUGCCCUACAGAAUGAAACCUUGCUGAGUAACCUCACAGUACGAGAGACACUGUCCUAUACUGCAAAAUUGGCCAUUCGUGAGGGUUCUAAAGACCUCUUCCAAGAAAGGGCUUUGUGUCUCCUGCAGGUGGAGGCAGUAAUGGCGGAAAUGAACCUCAGCCAUAUUGCUAACAGACUGAUUGGGAAACAAGCCUUUGGGGGAAUUUCUAGUGGUGAAAGGCGCCUCAUCUCCAUUGCAGCCCAGCUCCUUCAGGAUCCUAAAGUGAUGCUGUUUGAUGAGCCAACCACAGGGCUGGACUGUAUGACAGCAAAUCAGAUUGUAGUACUGCUUUCUACAUUGGCCCGCAGAAAUCGGAUUGUGAUCCUCACCAUCCAUCAGCCCCGCUCAGAACUGUUCCAGCUGUUUGAUAAAAUUGCUAUCAUGAGCUGUGGAGAGUUGGUUUUCUGUGGGGCACCUAUGGAAAUGAUUGAUUUCUUCAGUGACUGCAACUAUCCUUGUCCGGAACACUCAAACCCAUUUGACUUUUAUAUGGACCUGACAUCAAUAGAUACCCAAAAUAAAGAAUGUGAAAUAGAAACCUACAGGAGGGUGCAGUUGAUUGGAUCUGCCUAUAAAACUUCAGCAAUUUAUCAACAAACUUUGGAGAAUAUUAAAAAAGUAAGACAUAUGCAAGCAUUACCACCAGUUCCUUUCAAAACUAAGGAUUCUCCUGGAACCCUCACCAAACUGGGCAUCCUCUUGAGGAAAAUAAUGAGAAACUCAUUGAGAAAUAAAAUGGCAGUGUCUGUGCGACUCAUUCAGAAUUUCGUCAUGGCUUUGCCCCUGAUGUUUUUUAUCCUUCACCUGAGGAACGAUGCGCUCAAGGGUGCUGUGCAGGACCGAGUGGGCCUUCUUUACACAUGUGUGGCAGGAUUACCCUAUACUGGCAUGCUCAACGGUAUCUCUUACUUUCCUGCUUUACGGGCCGUUAGUGACCAAGCGAGCCAAGAUGGUUUAUAUCAGAAGUGGCAAAUGCUGUUGGCCUACAUCCUGCACAUUCUUCCCUUCAGCAUCCUCAGUGUGGUGAUUUUCAGCAGUGUGAUCUAUUGGUCUGUGGGUAUGCACCCUGAGCCGGCCAGAUUUGGGUAUUUCUCUGCUGCUGUCUUUGUCCCCCAUCUAGCUGGUGAACUUCUAACCCUUGUGCUACUUGGUGUGGUUCAGAAUCCCAAUACAGUCAACAGCGAAAUGGCAUUGCUGAUUGUUGCAGGAGUCCUCACUGGGUCUGGAUUUUUGAGGAAUGUAAAUGAAAUGCCCCUUCCUUUAAGAAUUCUUGGUUACUUUACAUUUCAAAAAUAUGGCUCUGAGAUUCUAAUAGUCAACGAGUUUCACGGGCUGAAUUUCACUUGUGGUGGUUCAAAUGGAUCAGUAGUAGAAAAUCCACUCUGUCUCUUCACUCAAGGAAACAUGUUCAUUGAAAAAACCUGUCCAGGUGCAACAUCGAGAUUCACAACUAACUUUCUCAUUUUAUAUGCAUUUAUCCCUAUUCUUGUCCUUUUAGGAAUAAUUGUGUUCAAAAUAAGAGAUUACCUUAUUAGCAGAUAG